Molecule: messenger RNA, 1338 nt
Organism: Cuscuta campestris
Lineage: Eukaryota; Viridiplantae; Streptophyta; Magnoliopsida; Solanales; Convolvulaceae
Source: the annotation of a GenBank genome assembly
CGGCCAGAGGAGGAGAAGAAGGAAGAGGAGAGGAGAUUAGGGUUUUGGUGUUGUUUUGGAUUUUGGGGUUUUAGUGGAGCCAUCCAGGGCUGAUCAUGGUGGAUGGACACGCAUCAUAGUUGAGAAGCCAUUUGGGAGGGAUUCGGCCACAGCUGAGAAACUCAGUGCUCAGAUGGGCGAAUUAUUUGACGAACCACAAAUUUAUCGUAUUGACCACUACUUGGGGAAGGAGUUGGUUCAGAACUUGCUCGUGCUUCGCUUUGCAAAUCGCUUCUUUUUGCCUCUUUGGAAUCGUGACAACAUUGAUAACAUACAGAUUGUAUUUAAAGAAGACUUUGGUACUGAAGGCCGUGGUGGAUAUUUUGAUGAAUAUGGGAUUAUACGCGACAUUAUUCAAAACCACCUUUUGCAGAUUUUCUGCCUUGUUGCCAUGGAGAAGCCAAUUUCGCUAAAACCUGAGCAUAUCCGAGAUGAGAAAGUGAAGGUGCUUCAAUCAGUGAAUCCUAUAAAAGACGAAGAGGUUGUUCUUGGACAAUAUGAGGGCUAUAGAGAUGAUCCAACAGUUCUUAAUAAGAAUUCAAACACUCCAACAUUUGCUACAAUGGUUCUGCGUGUUCACAAUGAAAGAUGGGAAGGUGUGCCAUUUAUACUGAAGGCAGGAAAAGCACUGAAUUCUAGAAAGGCAGAAAUACGUAUCCAAUUUAAGGAAGUUCCUGGUGAUAUAUACAAAUGUCAAAAACAAGGAAGGAAUGAAUUUGUUAUACGUCUUCAGCCUUCAGAAGCAAUGUACAUGAAACUCACGGUGAAGAAACCUGGACUGGAAUUGUCAACGGUUCAGAGUGAACUUGACCUGUCUUACCAGCAACGUUAUCAAGGGGUUACCAUUCCAGAGGCUUAUGAGCGCCUUAUACUUGACGCAAUAAAGGGGGAUCAGCAGCAUUUUGUUCGCAGAGAUGAGCUGAAGGUGGCAUGGAAGAUAUUCACUCCGAUACUGCAGAGGAUAGAUAAGGGAGAGUUGAAGCCGAGAGCGUACAAGUCAGGCAGCCGUGGCCCUGCAGAAGCAGAUGAUUUGCUCAAAAGGGUAGGCUAUGCCCAAACGCAUGGUUAUAUUUGGAUCCCUCCCACUCUGUAAUUAAUAUCAUUUAUGUACAGACUACAUAGUAAAUGUAUACACAUGGCUGUGCCUGCAAUAAAGUUCGACCAUAUUAUUGAUUUCUCCUAUUCUAAAUAGCCAUUGCAUUUUAAGGCAAGGCAUGCAAUGUUGUUGCUGCUAUUAUCAUCAUUAUAUAUAGCAAAAUGGUACAUAUGUAGAAAUUUCAAUAAAGAAUGGGACAAUUU